This is a messenger RNA of Manis pentadactyla (Chinese pangolin), 1565 nucleotides long. It is a transcript of the gene CALM1, whose product is annotated as calmodulin 1. Gene Ontology annotation, molecular function: calcium ion binding. Lineage: Eukaryota; Metazoa; Chordata; Mammalia; Pholidota; Manidae. Bases 225 to 674 code for a protein of 149 amino acids. The record is from RefSeq and is a predicted model, not a curated record. The transcript has 6 exons.
CGAAGGCUCGCAGUUCAGCAGUGGUGCGGUAAGCCUCGCGGACGCGGCGCCGUUAUUCGCAGUCGGGCGGCGGCGGCGCAGGCGGCGGCGGUAGCGGCUGCGGCGGAGCGCUCAGCGCACACCGCGCCUUAGCAGCAGCCGCAUCUGAGGCUCCCUGGCCGUCAGAGCUUCUGCGCUGGGCAGCCACCCUCGCGACCUCUGCUUUUCCUCCCUUCGCUCGCACCAUGGCUGACCAACUGACCGAAGAACAGAUUGCUGAAUUCAAGGAAGCUUUCUCCCUAUUUGACAAAGAUGGCGAUGGUACCAUCACAACAAAGGAACUUGGAACUGUCAUGAGGUCACUGGGUCAGAACCCAACAGAAGCUGAAUUGCAGGAUAUGAUCAAUGAAGUGGACGCUGAUGGUAAUGGCACCAUUGACUUCCCAGAAUUUUUGACUAUGAUGGCUAGAAAAAUGAAAGAUACAGACAGUGAAGAAGAAAUCCGUGAGGCAUUCCGAGUCUUUGACAAGGAUGGCAAUGGUUACAUCAGUGCGGCAGAACUACGUCAUGUCAUGACAAACUUAGGAGAAAAACUAACAGAUGAAGAAGUAGAUGAAAUGAUCAGAGAAGCAGAUAUUGAUGGAGAUGGACAAGUCAACUAUGAAGAAUUCGUACAGAUGAUGACUGCAAAAUGAAGACCUACUUUCAACUCCUUUUUCCCCCCUCUAGAAGAAUCAAAUUGAAUCUUUUACUUACCUCUUGCAAAAAAAAAAAAAUUCAUUUACUCAUUCUGUUUCUAUAUAGCAAAACUGAAUGUCAACAGUACCUUCUGUCCACACACACAAAAAAUCUGCAUGUAUUGGUUGGUGGUCCUGUCCCCUAAAGAUCAAGCUACACAUCACUUUUACAAUAUAAAUACUUGUACUACCUUAAUGACAAGGAAGCACUUAGUGGCCUCCUUGCAGUUCCAUUUGCUAGUGAUUGAUACACUGUUUGGGCUGGCUGGUUUUUCAUGCAUGCAGCUUGACAAUUGAGCACAGUCAGGCAUUUGUAUUAAAAAAAAAAUGAAAAAACAAAUUCUAAACCUAUUCAAAUGGGUUUUAGUUCAAUUUGUUAGUAUAAAUUGUCAUAGCUGGUUUACUGAAAACAAAUACGUUUAAAAUUGGUUUACCUCAGAAUGCUGUGCAGAAAAUGGGUGAAGGAUAAACUGUCUAGAAGUAGUCCCACUAGCAGAAAGGUCCUCUUGCACUUCUGUGUGCCCCGACCCAUGGUGACGGUGACACACCCUGGUGGGUGGCACGCCUGUGUGUGUUGGUUUAGCGUUGUCUGCAUUGUACUAGAUCGAAAUGGGUGUCAGGCUGUCACUGUUCACACAAAUUUUUAAAAACAAACUUUUCCUAAGGGAGCAUCUUUGGACUCUCUGUUUUUAAAACCUUCUCAACCAGGACUUGGAGCCAGCAGAGUAGGCUGUGGCUGUGGACUUCAGCACAACCAUCAACAUUGCUGUUCAAGAAAUUACAAUUUACGUCCAUUCCAAGUUGUAAAUGCUAGUUUUUUUUUUCCAAUAAAAAGACCAUUAACUUAAA